This is a messenger RNA of Tigriopus californicus, 4222 nucleotides long. RefSeq names its product proton channel OtopLc-like. Gene Ontology annotation, biological process: proton transmembrane transport. Gene Ontology annotation, molecular function: proton channel activity. NCBI's taxonomy places the organism in Eukaryota, Metazoa, Arthropoda, Copepoda, Harpacticoida, Harpacticidae. Gene Ontology annotation, cellular component: membrane. The record is from RefSeq and is a predicted model, not a curated record. The transcript has 10 exons. The coding region runs from base 1959 to 4076 and encodes 705 amino acids.
CUCACAUGGACUCGUCAGUAGGGAAAAGGGUUCUUGGCUCUUCGUUCGCUCUCGUGCCAAAAAAGAAUCGUGUUCCGCUAACGAUAGAGUGGUAACCUCUCGCAGAAUCUCCCAUCAUAUGUACGUACUGAACGAAGGAACGAAGGAACGAGGAACGAACGAGCGAACGAACGAACAUGGCUGGGGCAAUAGUGGAACUCGAAGAAGCGUCUUGGAUCACGGUUCAUGUUUCCUUUUGACGUGGCUCUCUUUUGUACGCUUAGCGCUCUUGGGUGUUCCAAGUUCAUUCCCUCAUUUUGUCAGCUUAAGACGGCUUAGAACACUCACUUCAUGCCACAUAAGUGGACGAUCGAGGCAUAGAGGAGGAGGAGAGGAUCGAGGAUCGAGGACGAACGAGAGGAGAACGAAGAGGACGAAUAAGGGGUUAAUGUUGUUGGGACCAGCAAAGGAUUGAAGAGGAUCGUUGGCGUGGUUGUUGUUGUUGACGGCGUCGUAGUUGCUGUCGGCUUCGCCAACGAAGGAGGUGGUGUUGUUGGUACCCGUGGUGUUGAUGGGGAAGGUGGUGUGGAUCGUGAUUCACGGAGGACUGAUUGGAACCAAAAGUCGUGAAACGUGUUGAAAGCCAGAUGGAGUUAGAUCGCCGACGGGAUAACAGCCCAGCCGACAACAUUCCAACAAAUUGGAACGUGUCGCGAGAUCCAUAAAAACUGUGACAGUGAAAGAGAGUAAUUGUUCUGGCUGAACAGCCAGUCCGGCAAAAAACGGCACAGACAAAAUGGACUUGAACACGGAUCAAGACUUCCUGGUCAAAUGUGACUCAAUCACACAACACCAUCGAAGACAUACACAAUCCGACAACCACUCUUCAAGUAGAAGCGGUCCCCUGUUGAAGGACCCUUCAAAUAAAACUCCAACCAGCUCAAGAAUACCAUCGCAAUACCACGUUCCAUGGAGUAUCCUCCUGUUCCAAUUAACAAUUCUAGUCUCAAUGGGAAGCAAAACGGUGGCCGGUCUCAUUCCGGAGUUCCUAUCCUACAAAACGUGUGCCGAUGCUCCCCCAAGUUUUUCGGGUUGCAUGUCCAAUGUCACUGCCGAUCUGGGCGAGAGAGUGGUACUGAACUGCCAGGUCGAUCCGCGAUGUGUGAUUCAAUAUCUCCAUUGGUACCACGAGCCCAUGGUGGGCGACAAACGUCUUCUCAAGACUGGAAAGAGUUCCAAUGACCCCUAUGUUCAAACUAUCAACCGUGUCGAAGAGCACAACUUUGGGCGCUACAUCUGUGUCAUUGCUAACGUGGCGGGUGAAACCGAAUGUUCAGCGUAUCUUGCCAUUCGGAGUUCAAGCAGGAUAGUCACCCUGAGUCUCUCGUUAUUCAUGGGGUGUGCCAUUCUGUCCAUAUCAACGAUGAUUCCGAAUCAAUUAUUCCUGACGGAAGCGCGAAGGCGGCGCUGAGAAUCCAUCCAAUUCACUGAUGACAAUAACAAUGUAUCCCACUUAUAAGUGCAUGUCAAUUAUUCCUUUCGGUGAGAUGAAGUCCCCCAUAUUAUGACAUAAAUAUUAUAGACAUGCAAAUUCAAUCUUAUGCGAAAGAAUGCUUGGUUAGCUGUCUCCGAGCUCUUCUAUGGCCUUACAUAUUGAUUUGAAACCACCUCAAGGGGGUUCUUAUAUUCGCAAUGCCCUUAUCAAUUCCCACCGCGCAAAUACUCCUGUGAAUUUGAAAAGAGCCGAAUUUCCAAUAAAGGUGCUGGUUUCUUGACGAUUGCGAAUCAUAAAGCCUUUUCAUCAUCACUUUCCCAUUUGACUCUAGCCGUUCACCUCAGGGCCUUUGAACGCGAACGCAUGCAAAGGAGUCACAUAAACUUGAAAUUAGAUAUUGAUAUGUGGGUUUAAGAGUUAAGAGCGGAUGAAAUCAACCUUGACGAUUGCCACCAAAGGUGAAACAAGUACGUAGUGAAGAACCAUGAAGACGAUCGCCGGAUUUCCAAGAGAGUGGAAAACUUCUUACAAGCACCAAGAUUCCACCAAAUAUAGAAAUGGUUCGUUGCCCCACAUAAAUGAGCUGGAGAUCAAUAUUGAAGAGAUUGAUUCAGCACAAAUUUCGAGAGCUGUACACGCAAUACAAUCCCAAGCAACAAUCAAUGAUGAGGAACCACCUGGUUAUCCAGGGUUCCUAAAAGUAAAUGAGGCGAAACCGGUUCUCUCAUUGGCCAAAUCGGACAUUGGAGGGUCAGUUUUCGAAUUGGGAGAUGACGCCAGAAAACGUCUCCAAAACCGUGGGAAUAGUGUGUCGAUGAAGAAGAAAAGUUUCGGGAAUAAAGGUUGCCUAAGAUUGACUGAGGCUGGUAAAGGUCUAUCUUCGGCAAUGUCGGUGGUUUAUGCCAUGUUCUUGGUCACCUUGUGCAUGGUUUUCACAACAACUGAACUGGUUUCCGACCAGAUUCCGAUGAACUAUUUUGAAAGUUGUGGAUUCUACACCUAUUUAUAUGCUGUCAGCAACUCGUUCAUCCUCUAUCUAUUCACUUACGUCCUGAGAGCCAGAUUUUCAGGAUCCCCAGGAAAAGCUCUGGACUUUGAUGCGGAACAAUUCAUCCAAAGGUUCACUGCAAUAACUGGCCUGAAUGUCCAAGAGAUUCCUUGUGAGGCAAACCCAGAGGAAUGUUUGGAACAACCAAGAAGAUUUUCCAUCCGACCCCCCUCAGCAUCCCAAUCACAAAGUCUUGAUCAAGCAACAGAGUUUAGAGUAAAACUGAUGACAUCCCAGAAUCAAACCAGUCAUGGGAGCCUCUUUCUCCGAUUGGGGGCCAUUGUUUUCGGGUUGGGAACCUUGAUUUACACUGGCUUGGAAUUUCUUGUGUUCUUCGAGGUCCCAAGUUCUUGUCCGUCUUGGUCCGUCCUUUUGGGCAUCAACCCAAUUCUCUACAUGGUAUUUGUCUUUAUACAGAUGUAUUUCGUGUUCAUGCACGCAAGGCUCAAUAUCAACCGGAACAAGAUCGUGGCCAAGUUUGGCAUGAUGCAUCUAGUAGCUACCAAUACCUGCAUGGUCAUUCGCACUUUGGUAAAGGAGUCAGUCAAGGAGCUACAGUACAGAGUCGAAUCCGAGCACGAGAAAUUGGAUUGGAGCAAGAUGUUUCGGAAUCAAGAUUGCCUCAAGGAGCAGAUCAUUGGGGAUACCAUGGAGAACAGCUCGGUCUAUUUAUUUCCGUUUAUGAUCGAAUAUUCCUUUAUUGGGUGCUCCGUGGUGUACAGCAUGUGGUCCCAUAUUGGUGAGAACCCAGAUUAUGUGGUAUUAGAUGACAAUUCCGGGGCUCAACCGAUUUCUGGACAACGUCACGUGCGAGAACCAUUAGAUUGGAGUGCUUCGAGUGUCGGCCUUUUUUUGGGUCUUCUGGCCUUGGUGACCUUAAUCAUCUCCAUGAUACUUCAUUUUGCCCUUAUUGAUCAACAUGAUUACACCACCUUAGCCAUCACGAUUGACAGCUCGAUCGAUAGUGUCAUCAACGUGUGCAUGAUUGUUGGAAGCCUCGUUGGAUUCCUUCAAAUCCAAAAUCUGGUUUUAAUCAACUCGCAUCAUGUUCAAGCAGACAAAAUUAUGAUCAUCACUGGCUUUGGGAUCUCUUUGUAUAAUACAUUUACAAGCCUUGCUGGGCUUUUGAAUACAAGUCAGCAAGUCCUCGAAGACCCAGCCUUCGUGAUCACGAACGGAUUUCUUGAACUCAUUCAGGUGUGCGUACAGAUUCUAUUUAUCACCGACUUACGGCACAGAAGGAUCGAUGUCACCCAAACGAGCAGACCUGGACGACAGGUUGUGACUUUUCUUACAAUUUGUAAUCUCGGGAUGUGGAUUACCAGCAACUUUGAGAUCCAGAAGGUAAAUUCCAAGCCGGAUCAAGUGGAGUUUUAUGGCUUCUUUCCGUGGAUUGUGAUCCAGCGAAUUACACUCCCAUUAUGUGUUUUCUUCCGUUUCCAUUCUUGCGUGGUGCUCGCGGAGCUUUGGAAGAAUUGCUACAGGAUCAAGAGGGAAGAGCGGAUCUCGACCAACUCGACGGCCUCCGUCAUCUCGGGAGGAUCUACCCAAUAGAUCGAUGGUCAGUUUGAGGGAAACGUGGUUGAAGUACAUACACAGAGCCGGGGUAUUAUGGGACAUAUGUGCUCGAGAACGCUCCAUACAAAACACUACACGAUGAUGAUGAUGAUGAUGAUGAUGAUGAUGAUGAUGAUGAUGAU